AUUCUCCCACGAGUACUGACAAAUUGCCCAGGCAGUAGUCAAUGCGCAUGAGCGGAGAACCAAGCGAGUGCUUGCAGUGGUGCUCUCGCUACAUAGUCAAACACAUGAUGCCGAAGAUCGAAAGUUUCUGCUGGUGUUGCGGGACCACUCUGAUAAAGCGUCAUGGACAGAUGUCAAUCAAGACCAAGAUUGUCGACACACGGGGUGUUCUCCAGAACUUGCUGAUAUGUUUUCUGUCAUUUUAUUCUGUGUACUACAUCAUUGUGAGUUUGUGUAUAGGAGUACUCAGAGUAAAUGAUGUUGAUACACUUCUGGCACCCUUCGACUACACAACACAACCAUCAUGGCAAAAUCCGAAAUAUUUAGUGAGUGUGAUUUCCACGGAACUGACGUUCAUUGUGGCCGGCCUCAUGUUCGCAUGGAUUGUGGAGGAGUGGGUGUGGGACUACGCCAUCACCAUCACAUUGAUACACGUCGGCUUAACAAUGUGGGUAAUGUCAGAUUUCCCAUCAUCAGAACAUUGGUGGAUCACUUUAGGUUGUGGACUGCUGAUGAUGAUCUUCGGGGGACAACUUCUGGCCUAUAAGCUGUUCAGGAAUAAUUUUGUGUAUCCAGCUGAACUCCAAAACUUCUAACAAUACAUUAAUACAUUUGUGUCAAACAGAGGUUUAUUACAUAAGUUAUGUACAUACAAUGUUGUUCUUUUCUACACUGUUUUUUACACUACACACAAAAGUAUAUACCAACUGAUUUUGAUACGAAUUAAUUUCCAGAAUAUUAGUGCAUUUUAUUUUGAAUAUAUAGAUUUGUUUGAAAAAAUAAUAAAUGCUUCAAAAUAAUUUAUUUACUUGUUUUACUUUUUAAAAAGUAAACAUAUUUGUUUCUUUCAGUUUCACAUGUUUCUGAAGAACAGUAAGAUUUCUAUAGAGGGAAAACAGAAAGUUGUGCUAUAACAGGACAAUAUAAGCAGUGAAAAACAUUAUGCCUUUUUUUAAUAUUCUAUAACACAAAAGUUUUGUUCUGUGAAAAUGAUGACACUCUACAGACGGUUUGUACAAGCCCUUUCUUUAUGGAAAUUAUUUCAUCUUUUUAAACAAUGUCUUAAUUAUUUGUUGUGAUUAAUUUGAAUAAAUAUAUGCAGUCAUUGUUCUUAUGGUCAAGUAAAACUCUUGCCUGAACUCAAAAAGAUAAUUCAUUCCUCAUAAAAAAAUGAUUGUCUUCUAUCUCUUAUAGUAAAGGCUCUGAAAGCUAAUGUGAAUGACACAUGGCAUUCUGAACAUCUGUUGUUGUUCAUCUGUUGUCUGUUAAAUCCUCUCAGAUUAAGAAUGGUUAGAAUUUAAAAUGGUGGACA
This is a messenger RNA of Anguilla anguilla (European eel), 1351 nucleotides long. RefSeq names its product transmembrane protein 244 (gene tmem244). The record is from RefSeq and is a predicted model, not a curated record. The coding region runs from base 42 to 635 and encodes 197 amino acids. Lineage: Eukaryota; Metazoa; Chordata; Actinopteri; Anguilliformes; Anguillidae. The transcript has 7 exons.